This is a messenger RNA of Cololabis saira (Pacific saury), 2110 nucleotides long. RefSeq names its product NPR2 like, GATOR1 complex subunit (gene nprl2). NCBI's taxonomy places the organism in Eukaryota, Metazoa, Chordata, Actinopteri, Beloniformes, Belonidae. The record is from RefSeq and is a predicted model, not a curated record. Gene Ontology annotation, biological process: cellular response to amino acid starvation; positive regulation of autophagy; negative regulation of TORC1 signaling. The transcript has 11 exons. Gene Ontology annotation, cellular component: GATOR1 complex; vacuolar membrane. Gene Ontology annotation, molecular function: GTPase activator activity. Bases 287 to 1432 code for a protein of 381 amino acids.
CACAGAAAACAAAAAGAAGACAGUGUUGUUGUCUGUGCAAAUUGCUGUGAGUUUUAAUCUUUGUCGUUGUUAUACAGUUCAGCAGCAGAAGGACAUGAUUUAUUUUUAUAAACACUAAUUUAUGGGUUAUUUAAGGGUUUAUAAGACUCAGUUAAAGUCUUGUCUGUCAUGCUGAAAGCUGGACGCUAGUGCGUGUUGUUUUAGAGCUAAACGGGAAGUCAAACUGGAGAAGCACAUCUGUCAAAGUUUGUUUAAAUAAGUUUAAAACCUUUUUCCAGAAAGGUCUAUGAUAGGGAUGGCUACUCGAAUAGAGUGUAUAUUUUUUAGUGAGUUUCAUCCUACUCUGGGCCCAAAGAUAACAUAUCAGGUCCCGGAGGAAUACAUUUCACGAGAGCUGUUUGACACAGUUCAAGUGUAUAUUAUCACUAAACCAGAAUUACAAAACAAGUUAAUAACCGUCACUGCUAUGGAGAAAAAGUUAAUCGGCUGUCCUGUGUGCAUCGAACAUAAAAAGUAUAGUCGAAAUGCCCUCCUGUUUAACCUCGGCUUUGUUUGCGGUGCACAGACCAACACAUGUGCCCUUGAACCUCUCGUCAAGAAGCUGUCUGGGUACCUCACCACUCUGGAGCUGGAGAGUGGCUUUAUUUCUAAAGAGGAGAGCAAGCAGAAACUCUUACCGAUUAUGUCAACCUUGUUAGAAGAGCUUAAUGCCAAGGGAGCCUGCACCUUACCAAUUGAUGAGUCAAACACUAUCCACCUAAAACUGAUCCAACUGCGAAAGGACCCGCCGAUUGUUCAGGAGUACGACGUGCCUGUCUUCACUCAGUGCAAAGAACAUUUUAUCAAAUCACAGUGGGAUCUCACCACUCAACAGAUCCUACCCUACGUUGAUGGUUUUAGACACAUCCAAAAAAUAUCUGCUGAAGCAGAUGUAGAGCUUAAUCUUGUUCGCAUUGCGGUGCAGAAUCUCCUGUAUUAUGGGGUUGUUACUUUGGUGUCGAUAUUCCAGUACUCUAAUGUGUACUGCACAACCCCCAAAGUCCAGAAACUCAUUGAUGAUAAGUCUCUUCAGGAGGAAUGCCUCAGCUACGUCACCAAGCAGGGUUACAAACGUGCCAGUCUGAGAGAUGUAUUUCAGCUGUAUUGCGGUCUGAGUCCAGGAACUACGGUGCGAGACCUUUGCUCCCGCUACUCACAGCAGCUUCAAAGGGUUGAUGAGAGGAGGUUGAUCCAGUUUGGAUUGAUGAAAUCUCUCAUUAGACGACUGCAGAAGUAUCCUGUGAAGGUGAUCCGUGACGAGAGAAGCCGGCCCCCUCGACUUUAUACUGGCUGUCAUAGUUAUGAUGAGAUUUGCUGCAAAACAGGGAUAAGUUACCAAGAGCUGGAUGAACGUCUGGAAAAUGACCCCAACAUUGUCAUUUGCUGGAAAUGAUGCUAUAUGAAGACAUCAUCUUGGAAGUACAGGAGACAUUUUCACUGAAUUGACUGUAUAAAUGAUCCAGUGUUUCCUUUUUUGAAUUUUUUUAUCUUGUCAUACAGAGUUUUGAUUCAUGUGUUUUAAGUUACGAACGUGAAUUAUGUGAGUAUUGUACAUAAGUAAAAAUAAGAUGGUACAAGCAGAUACUGUUUCUAAUUUCCUGCCUGUGUAAUGGUUAAAUCCAACAAAAUGAAAAGUGAUGGUUAUUUAAAAGGUUAUUUGCUCAAUUCCAGUCUUUUUGUUUUCCUGAGACUGGUAACAUCCCAAAAUUGUUAUUCCUGUAACAUAACCAACUUUAUGACAGAAAAGAGUUCCCGUUUUACUAAAAACAACAAACCAAAUAAAUUUCUUCAUCAUCUCUGGCAAGAGAGAUCGAGUCUCGCUCACUUGAGAAUAUUUUUAUAAUCUGAAAAUGUUUGCCAAUUAUUGAAUGUGUAUUUAUUAAACUGCAUCAAAUCCAUGCCUCAAAUAGCAUUAAAACAUAUUGACAUUCUGUAAUAGUACCUCAUCCCGGGGAUGCUGAGGGCUUCUUGAAUAUCACAGGUUGGAUUAUAUUUAAUAAAUCAAAGCUGAAUAGAUAAUCUAAAAUGUUACUUUUAAAUAAAAGUUUGUACCCAUAAAAGGCAAAUGCUG